Messenger RNA from Dendroctonus ponderosae (mountain pine beetle), 6295 nucleotides. RefSeq names its product glycogen debranching enzyme. Bases 270 to 5516 code for a protein of 1748 amino acids. The record is from RefSeq and is a predicted model, not a curated record. Gene Ontology annotation, molecular function: 4-alpha-glucanotransferase activity; amylo-alpha-1,6-glucosidase activity. NCBI's taxonomy places the organism in Eukaryota, Metazoa, Arthropoda, Insecta, Coleoptera, Curculionidae. The transcript is spliced from 22 exons. Gene Ontology annotation, biological process: glycogen biosynthetic process; glycogen catabolic process.
UUGAGCCAUUACUAUUAAAAUUAUUAGCUUUUUAACAUUCUGCACCCGUUCGCUGAACACAUCCGGAAUUCUUUUAGCGUACAUUGUAGAUUUUUGAAAAAGUAUUUUCUUUGCUUGCUGGUCUUCGACGAAGAUACCGCCAACUAUACUGAAACUCCUCCGGCAGUUCGUCACCGGGUGCUUAACAUUUGAACUGAGCAUAUUCAUAUUUCUAAGAAGAGAAACAGAACUAAGUUAAAAUAGGUCCGUGCUUAAACAAACUCAAACAAAUGAACGAGUCUACUGUUCCGGUAACAGCGAUUGGGGGAAUCAUUUUGUUGAUAGUCUGUUCGAAAAGGAUCCGAUCUAAAAUGGCAUCAUUGGCAUCAUGGCUCUUCGGCAGAGUUGCAGGUGCCGCACCAGAAAACCAAACUGACCAGAACAUCGGUCAAGCUACAACUUCUGGUAAAAACAUCUCGCAUGCCAGCAUAGUCACCAAUACUGUUCCCGUCGGUUUUGAGGCUUCUCGUGGUACCUCGGCCCUACCCAUCAAAGAACACGAAAGUGCGAGCUCUCUUGAAGCAUCGGGUGAAACUGCAAAAAGUUUUGACGAUUUCGUGCACGUAAACAUUGAUGAAGAAAACGGUGAUUCAGAAGGCGGCUUGUAUGAACAGACUUCACAUAGCGAUCGAACGCUGAAUGAUCCCAAUCGGCAGCAAGCAGCCGAACCAAGUUUUACAAACUGCAGUACCGAAUGCGUAGAUUUCGAAGUUGAAAACUCUAGUCCUAAAUGUUCACAAAUAGAAACUGUUGAAAAUUUGAAAAUUCCAGACAUUCGACCAGGUGAAUGUAAGAGAGAACUAAGCGCCGUUGAAAACCGAAAGCUCAACGACGAGCCGGAACAUCCAAAAUAUAUCGACAUGGCAUCUGUAAAUAUAUUGAUACUGAACGAUAAAGCAAACUUGGAUUCCGAGCUUCACAGAAUUCAAAAAAAUGUUAAAUUGGAGUUCAGACUCGGCCCUUCUUUGCUGGGCAGGAAUAUAAAGCUGUAUUGCAACUAUCCGAAGUCAACUAACGGAAUUGUGGAAGAAUUCAGCAGAGAUUGUUAUACGUUAAUAAGAUGGUCACGGAAUGAAGGAUGCAAAAACGCAGACGGUAGCUCAACCUUUGCACAGAUCACCCCCACGAUCGCAGGAAGCUUCCACUACUACUUCGUUGAAGACGAUGAGUUUACUAAGACGAAUUUCAAAAACGGAUCCGGCUAUUUUAUAGUUGACCCUGUAUUGAAAUAUGGUGCCAAUGAGCUGUUGCCUCUGAACUGUAUACAGAGUCAAACGGUAUUGUCAAAACUUUUGGGGCCGUUCUCCACAUGGGAAAACAAGAUACGGGUUGCCAAAGAAUCCGGUUAUAACAUGGUGCAUUUUACGCCCAUUCAGCAACUAGGAGGAUCCCAUUCCGCAUACAGUGUCCAAGACCACUUGAAAUUAAAUGUUUCUUUUAACGAAGAAAAUGGACGAGAACCGUCAUUUGAAGAUAUCGAGACGCUGACCGCAAAAAUGCGUGAAGAUUGGAAGAUGUUGUCCGUAUGUGACAUAGUGAUAAAUCACACAGCCAAUGAAAGUGAUUGGAUUAAAGAACACCCUGAAGCAGCAUACAAUUGCUUGAACUGUCCUUACAUGCGACCAGCCUAUCUGUUAGAUGAAGCUCUCCAUCAGUUUUCCAUGGAUAUAAGAAAAGGCCUCUAUGAGGACCGGGGAAUCCCUCUUGACGUUUCAACGGAAGAUCAUCUAAACGCAAUCCGUUAUCACUUUAAACAAAACGUGUUACAACCAUUGAAAAUUCAUGAGCUGUUUAUUGUAGACGUAACCCAAUACUUGGAACAGUUUUUAACACAGGCCAGAAAAACCGCACCUCUCAAUGACUGCGAAAGAAACCUCUUACCGGACUUGAAAAUUAUUCAAGAUGUUCAGUUUAGGAGAUUGAGCAGUUCGGUCGACUUAAAUUUGGCCCUCGCCAAGUUCAACUGCUAUCGGCCAGAUUGUUACGAUGAGGAGUCGAGAGUUAGAAGAUGUGCCGAGGAUUUUAAAAUUCAACUGGAUGCCCUCAAUCAGGCUGCAAUUGAUGAAGUCACUGCUGACCUUAGUGCUGCAGUUGAAAACGUUAUUGCUGGCAUUCGGUAUUUCAGAGUACAGCCAGACGGCCCUCAAUAUAAGGCCAUUACCAUUGAUCAUCCAUUGGUGUACAGGUACUUUACCGAUUAUCAUUCACCCAAAUCCCUGGCAGAAGCUGAAGAAACAAUGUACAGUACAAACGGACGGUUUCUCAUGGCCCAUAAUGGUUGGGUGAUGAGCGCUGAGCCAUUAAAGAACUUUGCCGAUGCCGGCACCAAGAUUUACAUUAGAAGGGAACUUAUCGCUUGGGGCGACAGCGUUAAGCUACGCUUCGGGGACAAGCCGGCCGAUUCUCCAUUUUUGUGGAAUUACAUGCGGCAGUACGUAGAACAGACGGUUAAAAUAUUUGAUGGUAUUCGGCUGGACAACUGCCACUCAACUUCCCUUCCCGUUGCCGAAUAUCUUUUGGACUGCGCCAGAAGAAUCCGUCCUGAUCUUUAUGUGGUGGCCGAGUUGUUCACCAACUCGGCCUUGACUGACAACAUUUUCGUAAAUCGUUUGGGCAUCACGUCGCUUAUUCGAGAAGCGAUGUCCGCAUGGGAUGCUCAUGAACAGGGACGUCUGGUAUAUCGAUUCGGAGGUGUUCCAGUGGGUGCUUUUUACAAACCUUCAAAAGUACCAUUGGUCCCUAUGGUGGCACAUGCACUUUUCCUCGAUCAAACCCAUGAUAAUCCCAGUCCAGUCGAAAAAAGAUCUGUUUUCGAUUUGCUGCCGAGCGCCGGUUUAGUAAACAUGGCAUGUUGUGCCACCGGCUCAAAUCGAGGCUACGACGAACUGGUUCCCCACCACAUCCACGUAGUGGAUGAAACUAGACAAUACGCUGAGUGGAGUCAUCAUGAAAAGCUUCCUUCCAAAACCAGAUAUGUUAAUAAGUGGUCAGGCAUUAUUGCGGCCAAAAGAGCUCUGCACGAGUUGCACUUUAAGCUAGGAAUGGAAGGAUUCGACCAGGUAUUUGUGAAUCAAGUAGAUGGCGAUAUUGUUGAGGUGACCAGGCACCAACCGGGCACCCACACCAGUUAUGUCCUAGUAGCAUUCACGGCCUUUGAACAUCCCACCGGUGACCACCAGAGAGCCAUUAAACCGCUUUCUGUUGAAGGAGUUCUGGAUGAAAUUGUACUGGAAGCCUACUUAAUUCAUGCAGAUUCCACUUCCAGGUUUGGCAGAUUUGAAAAAUUUGAGAAAGACCCCGAUUGGAUCAACGGAUUAGCCGAAUAUAAGCUUUCAAUUAAAGAGCACAUCCAGUUGCGCGAAUCUGAGUUUUUCGAGGAAGCAGCUGACAGUAGUUCUAAUUUCGUCCGGUUAAACUAUAAAAACUUCAAGCCCGGAUCAAUUGCAGUGUUGAAAUUUUCUUUGCCCCAAGGAAUCCGAGAUGCGAUAUCUCUGUUGAAACCCCCACAGGCUCCAAAUCUAGAGAAAAUUGUAAGUGAAUUGACUCUAGCAGAUUUGAACAGAACUCUCUUUCGAUGUGGCGAAGAAGAAAGGGAUGAAGGCAAUGGCUUCGACACCUACAACAUACCCAACUUUGGACCGACAAUUUAUUGUGGUUUAUUCGGCAUUACGUGGGUGCUGCGUCAAAUAGCCACAGACAAUGACCUGGGCCAUCCAUUGUGUACCAACUUGCGAAAUGGCAACUGGUUGAUUGAAUACGUUUUCAAACGCCUUAAAGCCGAUGAGGGGACCCGCGCUUUGGGGGAAUGGAUUGAAGACUACAGUAAGCCCCUCCUAAAUAUGCCCCGUUACUUAGUUCCCUGUUAUUUCGAUGUCUUCAUUGGGCAAAUAUACCCUCAGCUACUAAAUGCUGGCUAUCAAUUGAUGUCUAAUUUUAUCAAGCAGGGAUCGCCUUUUGUUCAGUCGUUGGCUUUGGGGUCGUUGCAAUUUGGCGGUUACCUCAGAUCUGCCUGUCUGCCAGAUAUGUCGCCCAAUCUGGCUCCGCCAAAACCUCCUAGCAGAAAAAACGAAAACGGUGAAACAGUCCAGGCCUGCGUUACUUUAUCAGCAGGAUUGCCCCACUUCGCCGUGGGUUACAUGCGAAAUUGGGGUAGAGACACCUUUAUUGCUCUGCGUGGGCUGUUCAUCUUAACUGGCCGGUUUGAAGAAGCCCGACAACAUAUUCUGGGUUACGGGUCGUGUUUGAGGCACGGCCUCAUUCCGAAUUUACUGGAUGCUGGUAGAAAUCCCAGGUUUAACUGCCGAGAUGCCAUUUGGUGGUGGCUCUAUUCGCUCAAAUCAUAUUGCGAAGAAUCCCCUAAGGGCGUUGCCAUUCUUGCCGAUGUUGUAUCACGCAUAUUUCCUUCGGAUGAUUCUUCUCCACAACCGCCUGGUGCUGUGGAUCAACCGCUAUACGAUGUAAUUCAGGAAUCGUUAACUGUCCAUUUCCAAGGCCUACAAUUUCGCGAAAGGAACGCUGGACGAGAAAUUGAUGAACACAUGACCGAUGCAGGAUUUAACAACCAAAUCGGAACUCAUCCGGAAACUGGAUUCGUUUUUGGUGGGAAUGAAUGGAAUUGCGGUACUUGGAUGGACAAAAUGGGUUCAUCAGACAAGGCUGGCAAUCGGGGCAAACCGGCGUCGCCUCGUGACGGAUCUGCUGUCGAACUCGUAGGCUUAUCUAAAGCCUGUAUCACUUGGUUAAUGCACUUAAAUGAUGAAGGUCAGUACCCUUAUGAUGGGGUUCAGCGAACACAUAAGAAUGGAACGGUGACCAAAUGGACCUUCAGAGAAUGGUCGGACAAAAUUCAACAAAACUUCGAAAAGAAAUUCUGGAUUUCAGGGAACCCGAACCCAGAAGAAUGUAGGCCUGAUUUAGUGAAUAAGAAGAACAUUUACAAAGACAGCUUCGGAGCGUCUCAGCCAUGGACAGAUUUUCAGCUUAGGUGUAAUUUUCCCAUUGCCAUGGUCGCUGCUCCCGAGUUGUUUAAUCCUCAACGUGCAUGGGCCGCAUUAGAGCAAGUCGAAAAGUAUCUCUUGGGGCCACUAGGCAUGAAAACGCUAGACCCCGAAGACUGGAAUUACCGGGGCGACUAUGAUAAUUCGAUUGAUUCAGAUGAUUUACUUACGGCCCAUGGCUUCAAUUAUCAUCAAGGCCCUGAAUGGGUUUGGCCUGUGGGUUUUUUCCUAAGAGCAAAGUUAAUAUUUGCUGCUCAGAAUGGACUGUUAGACGAAACAGUGACCAAAACAAAACAAAUCUUAUCAAAGCAUUUUAUCGAAGUGGAGACGCCACCGUGGCGUGGAUUACCGGAAUUAACCAACAGCGAUGGAUCCUACUGCCCGGACAGUGCGAGAACCCAAGCUUGGAGCAUGUCCUGCAUUCUCGAGGUCCUGUAUGACUUGGAGAAAAUCGAAUCCAAUAGAAGUGUUGCAAACUGACUUAGCGAAAAGGUAGUUCUUAACCGUAACCCGGUAGGCGACUCGCACAUCGAAAUUUUGCGAAAAACUAAUAUUUACAAGGAAGGCGAAUUUUUCCCAACACCUACAGAUGAAUCAAAAGACCGUAGCAUGUGGCCAAAUACUCAGCUUAUUGUUAAAGAUGUUUUUUUCAGCUAUCGCGAUUUUCAUUUGCGUCGCUUUGUUUCAUCUGGAACAAGUAAGACUAAUUUGCUCGUUCAAUUUAAUCAUACUAAUGAUAAUUGUAUUUCCAAUGUGAUGACUGCUUACGGAUCGAUUCCACCUCGGGUAGGGGAAGAAAUAAUAUUGAAGUCCUAUGAUAAUGCUAGGAUAAAACAGGGUCAAACCAGAUCUAGUGAAAAUUUGGAUGCAAUCGUCCCUUUCAUAGAAGUGGUACCCCAUAAUUUUAAUAACAGGAUUUUAAGAGUUCGAAAUGAUAGCGUAGGAAGUCUGCUUACUUUAAAUCCUUCACUUUUGGCGUCUAUGCCCCGAAAACGGGAAAAAUUUCCUUUGACCGAAUCGGAACAGAAUAAAAUAGCUAGAAUUACGAUUACUUAUGUCCUAGCCUUUUUUGCGCUCGUUUUAACUACGUAUUUCGUCAUUUAUUUAGCAUAGUGAUUAUUUUUAAGAGAGUAUUUAUUUGCUGCUGAAAUAUUGCAUCUUUUUAUCAAUAAAUAAUAUUUUAACAUGAACUGAAAAGCCAUUGUUCAAUACUGUUGCUGUUACAUAUAUAUUUCACAUAAAUAAGCUAUUGAGAUAAA